Thecamonas trahens ATCC 50062 is the source of this 708-nucleotide messenger RNA. RefSeq names its product acyl dehydratase. The record is from RefSeq and is a predicted model, not a curated record. Bases 1 to 708 code for a protein of 235 amino acids. The transcript has a single exon. NCBI's taxonomy places the organism in Eukaryota, Apusomonadida, Apusomonadidae.
AUGUCAGCCAGCAGUUGCGAGAGAGUGCAGAAGCGGACGGCACGACUGCUUGUCCAGCUGGCGCCACAGGGAGCGUCCAGCGGCGGCGCAGGCCACGCCCGUGGACGGUCACUCCCGCUGCUCCGCGAAGCGCUGGCACGGGUCGACUUGGAGAGCCUUCUUGCCGACGGCGAGCAUGUGGCUGCUGGCGGAGCUGGGAGCUUCGGCAGUGCUGACGAGGCCGGGAGCAGCAGUGGUGGAACGGUGGGAGCCGUCAAUGUCGCCGAGUGGGUGGCCGGCGCCGGGUCGUGGACGGCGGUGUCUGGCGCGGUGGCGGUGAGCCAGGCGCGGAUCGACGCCUUCUCGGCGGUCACACUUGACCCGCAGUGGAUCCACGGGGCAGAGGCUGGGCUCGCUGGCUCGCCGUAUGGCACACCCAUUGCUCAUGGCUUUCUCGUCCUCUCGCUGCUCUCGCCGCUAGCGGCGUCGACCCUGCCGCCCAUCAAGGGCAUGGGCAUGGGCAUCAACUACGGUCUCAACCGAGUUCGGUUUGUGGCGCCCACGCGCGUCGGCGCUGCUGUCCAUGCCUCAGUUGCUCUGGCUGCCGUCAAGCGCAUCAACGGCGGCGGCAUCGAGUCGGUUCUGGACGUCUCGCUCGUCUCGUCCGAUCCGGCUGUAGGCGACAAGCCCGUCGUUGUCGCUCAGUGGCUUGUCCGCCACUAUCCGUAG